CACGCAGCAAAAUGUGCCGCGGUAAUCCCGCCUCUUUCCCAGCAUUCCUUGGGCGAGCGUGAAUGGAGUCCGAAGCAAGAUGGCUGCGAACGAGAACGCAAUCAGCCCUCUGUUUGAUUGUCCGACAUGGGCAGGCAAACCACCCCCAGGGCUGCAUUUGGACGUUGUGAAGAUAGACAAGCUUGUAGAGAAACUGAUCAUUGAUGAGAAGAAGUACUACCUGUUCGGCAGGAACCCUGAUAUCUGUGACUUUACGAUUGAUCACCAGUCCUGCUCCAGAGUGCAUGCAGCCUUGGUCUACCACAAGCACUUGAAGAGGGUGUUCCUUAUCGACCUCAACAGCACACACGGCACAUACCUGGGGCGCAUCCGUCUGGAGCCCCACAAGCCGCAGCAGGUACCCAUCGACUCGACGGUGUCGUUCGGAGCCUCCACGAGACUCUACACCCUGCGAGAGAAGCCACAGACCCAGCCGAGCACGACCACUGGGGACGCCAAGACAGGGGAGGACGAGGAGCUGAAGGGGCUGCUAGGACUGCCGGAGGAGGAGACCGAACUGGAGAACCUGACAGAGUUCAACACAGCACACAACAAGCGAAUCUCCACUUUGACCAUCGAGGAGGGCAACCUGGACAUCCAGCGACCGAAACGCAAGCGGAGGAGCUCCAGAGUGAUCUUCAGCGAUGAGGAAGAGAUCAUCAACCCAGAGGAUGUGGAUCCCUCAGUUGGUCGUUUCAGAAACAUGAUCCAAACAGCUGUUGUUCCAAUAAAGAAGAAGAAGCUGGAAGGUCACGGCACGCUGGGGCUGGAGGAGGCGGUGGCCCGGCGCAUGCAGAACUUCCCCUUCAGCACAGGGCUGUAUGGAGACCUGCCCCCCACCAGCCACGAGGCAGGGGGGCACUCCCACGGGGCUCACGGGGGGACCACCAUCCUGGGGGGACUCCCCAUGCCGUUCCCCAACCUUGCCCCCGACGUGGACCUGACCCCGGCCUCAGUCCCGCCCACCGUCGCCCUGAACCCCACCCCCACCCCCGGGGCUGGCUUCCCCUCCGAGACACUCAACGAGCCCAAGAAGAAGAAAUACGCCAAGGAGGCCUGGCCGGGCAAGAAGCCUACCCCCUCCCUGCUCAUCUGACAGGGGCUCUGGACUGUGUGCCAUCGGGGGCGCCCUUGCGCUGUGUUUGUUUUUUUAUGUGGGAGGGGUGGGUGGGGCAGCAGGGUUUUGAAGCCGCAUGACAGCUUUAAAAGUUUGAAUAGCAGUAGUUUCAUUGACCAAAAACAUAGUGUGUUGUCACAGUGAUUACAAUACAGCUCCCGUUGCAUAGUAGAGUAAAACCAUUCCAGGUUCUACCGUGGGCCUAGUCAGUCACAAACACAGGUCCACAGUAAAACCUGAAAUGCUCUGAGCUGCUAAAAUACAAAGCAAAUACAAACCAUUUGUGACAAAUCAAUGUUAUACAAUGGAUAAUUGGGGGCCUGCUACACCCUACACAAUACAAAGUUGUUUUUUUUUAAUACAGUGCGUCUUUAUUGGACCAAAGGGAGACACAAACUAUGUCUGCAAACUAUCUGUUGGAAGUAUACUGUUACCAUUAGAACAGAACUUUUUUCUGCUAUCGUCCACACAAAAUGCUUUUGUUUCUUCUUAAAGUACAUUUGACUUGAAGAGACCUAUUCUGUAAUCCAGAAACGUGUAGACCCCAGGUGAAUGCAAUAAUAAAAUGUCCAAAAACACACCUGUAAUAGUGCAGUCAAAGUAAGCCCACACACACCCCCACGUACUCACUCCCACACGUCUUCAUCGUCCGGUAAAUCCACACCUUUUCCACUGGUGUGCAGUGUUUCAGCAGAGAGGGGUUGGGAACACAACACAGGUGGAUACCCUCCCUCCCCCCCUCCCCCCCUCCCCCUCCCCCCCUCCAGGCAUGCUGAUGUCUUGGAUGAACAGCGUGGGGUUUUGAUUAAGUGACCAUACCUAAAACGUUUCUCCUUGCGGUUCAAAACUGCAACCCUCCCACUGGAGGCAUAAUAAUCUCAGCAGCAGACCCAAGUCUCUGAGCACUGUCUGCCAUGUGCAUUGGGAAGUGGUCAUUGGGAUUGGCUGGUCAUUCUCGUUUGUUUAUGCGUUUCAGAUUAGAAUUAUUAGUUGUGUGUUGCAGAAUUGAUGUUAGAUUCUGUUUGUUUCAGUUUAAACUCUUUUGAAAUGUUUGGACACAAUCAGUAGAGUGCAGUUACUGUUUUUUUUGGUUUUGUUUUUGUGGCACUACUAAAAAAUAAAAAUGGUAAUAUAAUUCCACAUGCAUUGUAAAUCUUUGUUAAAAGUCUUUUGUGUUUCUUGUCUUAAUGCAAAAGAGCUUGAUGAAGAUUUAUAAAACAUUUGUCUAAUUAUACUACCAAGUUUUCUUUUUAUGUCUAACCUGCAACAACAAACAAAGCCCUGAAGUGAUGACUGGGAUUGAGUGUCUGGUGACUGGUGUCCAGAUCAGGGUCAGUGGAAUCAAUCGAAACAGCAAAAGAAAGAGCUGCUCUGCACACAGGCUAAGACAAGCGGACAGCUUGGUGGAAAGCAGCAAUAUACAGCACACAAGCAAGCAGCGGUUUCUUUAUUUAUUUCAAUUGUGAUUGCAGAGUGACUCAUGUGGCACGUGCUUGCUGAGGAGAGCUCAAGUGGAAUAAUUGCUUUGGCACUUCUGGUUUGAUCACACCGACUCUGUCGUUAUAUAAUCGCUGACUGUCUGCGGAAUACAUUUGUUUGCAUGUUCAGAUUUGUUAUGCCAGAGUAUCAUCAUGAUUAAGAGUUUGGAGUUAUUGCAUAGCUGUGAUUGGCUUUAGUGAAAAGGUUCUGCAGAAUUUAGCAUGGUUGAACUCUGCAGUGGUACAUUGUUUUAUCCACUUUGUUUAGACUUAUUUAUUUUAAUUUUAUAUCUUUGUACACGUGAGUAGGGUAGAUGCUGGUAGAUGCUGCAAGAUGCCUCUUUUUAUUUUUUUUAUAGCGUUUUCAUUUUGUAUUUGAAGGAAUUGUUAAUGAAAUCAUUGACAGGGCAAAUGAUAUGUUUACUACAAGUUAAGUUCUCCAUACUACAUUCUUCCUUCAAACCUCAUCAGACCAUUUUGUGUUAGAUUCUGUCCUUUCCCCUAAUUGUCCAUGUCUUGUAAGACACUGACCCACAUGACUAUCCUAUUUCUAAUGGUGUGGCUUGCUGAUAGGACAGGGAUGGUUACAGUUUUACAGCCCAGUAGAAUUCCUGCUUGAAUGUUUACGCUGUCCCUCCAUUCUGUACCCUUCUUGCACUCUGAUUCAUUCAAAAUCAGACCUUGUUGACCAUACAGUUUGUUUACAUUCCCUAAAGGUUGGUAAUCUGCAGACAAACCUGCUUCCAGUUUUAAAAACUAAACAGGCAUGUUACUGCUGUAUCUGCCAUAGAGAGAGACCAUGGGUGCAGUCUGUUUUUGUAUUUUAAAAGAAAUGUCUACAGAUUUCACUGUGAAAACCUCAGUUCAAGAAUACUGAAUUUCAGGAAGUUUUUUUAAUCUGCAUGGAGCAUUGCAUCUUGUGCCUCUCGAUCACUUUUUCUUUCAUUCCAAGGGGACACUUGCUAUUCGUUAAGGUUGUAAAACUGUUUGUCAAAUAAGAAAAACAAAAUUACAACUGCAGGAACAGUCCAAAAAUAAGGUAUUCAAAACCUGGAAAUACUAAUGCAUUGGCCAAACCAUAAAUACUUUCAUUUUUUAACACUCCUUGCAGUUCCCAAUCGCACCAAUAUUUAUUAAAAUAAAAUAAAUAAAAGGCGUUAGUGUUAGAAUUAGUAAAGAGCAACACACUGUAGCUUUUUAGCUUCCACACAGUUUCUCUUUUGAGCUGUGCAGGCUUUGCAGUAGAGAAGUAGCUUUGGUGAGACUGUCUUAGUGUGACCAGUACACUUCUAGGCUCAGCCACUAGAUGGAACUGCUAACAAGGUUGAGGUCUAAAGCCAGCCCUGUUGAUCACUCCAUGGUUGUUCAAAUGUGCACCCAUGACUGUAACUAGCUAUGAGGACACCGAGGUUGUGUUCUCGGUUGUGUUUUUGCAUCAUCAAUGCUGAUGCUCAUGUAAAAAUUCUGGUGAAGUACAAAAGACUCCUUCAUUUUCUCUGUUGGUUUGUUGUGUAACAGAUUUAGCUUGAAACCUCAGUUUGACCUUGGUAGAAUGUCAGCUCUGGUUACGACGCUGUGUGCACCCAACCUUAUGUGCGCUUUCAUGGUUAGCUGUCAUUUUAUAUAUAUUGAAAACCAGGAGUCACUCUCUGCGGUUCGUUUGCCCCUUUUAAAAGUAGACCCAGGACACGACUUGAAUUUUCAUGCUUACGCGCUAAUUUUAAAUAAACAAAAACAAAACCUAGCUGUCCUCGAGCACUAACUAAACAGACCAGCAACCUAACUAAAAACAGGACAGCUGAGCUGUUUUCCUGUUAAAACAAACACAACAAAAAAACACAGUUUAACGAAUAACAAAAAACUACACACAGUACUGUUUUUUUUUUGUUUUUUUUUCUUGAUACGCUUGAGCAUACAAUCAUGCGGGCUUUUCACACAGUAGCCCUGAGCAGACUGACUGCUCUCCUUAUAUACCCUGCACCUGGCUCUAAUUUACAAUGAUAGCCAGGAGCAGGUGAUAAUUAACAAUAAAACAAUUAACAAAUCAUAAUUAAACAAAAGCAAUUAGUUUGGCAGGGAGGCUUUCCACCUUGUCCCUGCCACAAAACAUGCUGCUGGGGGAGGCGGAGGGGUUUGUCAGCUCAGUGGUUCCUGUAUUUGGUCAAUGAAAUUACGAGAUGGACUCUUGGGAGGGCUUGUUCUCCAUCCCUUUUUAUUGCUGUGAAUAGGCAGGAUGAUUUAUAUAAGCUUUGUACAGGUAUUUGUACAGUUGUGUAACAGGUCUUUUUUCACACGUACUAUUCAAGCUUUUAACCUGUAACCUGUACUUCAUUGUAAAUUAAAAGCGAACUCUGAAUUUUGUCACAAAAACAAA
Molecule: messenger RNA, 5008 nt
Organism: Acipenser ruthenus (sterlet)
Lineage: Eukaryota; Metazoa; Chordata; Actinopteri; Acipenseriformes; Acipenseridae
Product: nuclear inhibitor of protein phosphatase 1-like
Exons: 7
Coding region: 80-1135 (351 amino acids)
Cellular component (GO): nuclear speck
Molecular function (GO): protein serine/threonine phosphatase inhibitor activity; mRNA binding; protein binding
Source: RefSeq, a predicted model, not a curated record